AAGUUAUAUGGCUAACAUCCCUCAGUUGUUAGAUUUUUCUUUUUUUUUUUAUUUAGUCUUUUCUGAUUACCAAAAUAUAAAAUUAUAAAUUGAUUGACUCGUAACUGGGGGGAGAGAAUCGGGAAUUACAUUAAGACAUCCUCCAUUGAAGAUCAACAGAAAAGAAAACCCUUUGAUUCAAGUUUCUAUUUUUGCCUGUGUUCUCUAUGACUCCAUAAAUAUCCAUCCUCCAUCGUGUGAAUAAAAUUUAACAACUGCAAAGUCUGUUCCUUUGGAAAGAACAGUAGCUAGUAGUUUGGUUUUUGGAAUUUGAUUUAGAUCCACAUUGAUACAGCAGCGGAAAGAACGAUGGCGUUUUUAGGGAUUGAUUUCAGCUGUGCAAUCGGAUCUCUCCGCCUCGGCAACUUACCAGACAAGGACUGUUUGCUGCCUCUCAUCUCCAAACUCCUUGGCUAUUGCAUCGUGGCUGCCUCCACCACAGUCAAAGUCCCUCAGAUAUUGAAAAUUUUGAAGCAUAGAAGUGUUAGAGGGCUAAGUGUGAUCGGGUUUGAGCUCGAAGUUGUUGGUUAUACCAUAGCUCUGGCAUAUUGUUUUCACAAUGGGCUUCCCUUCUCGGCUUUUGGAGAAUUGGCGUUUCUUUUGAUACAAGCUAUAAUUUUGGUUGCUGUUAUCUACUACUUUUCACAACCUAUGCCUACCCUGACAUGGAUCAGGCCACUACUAUAUUGUGCUGUAGCACCAACUGUCUUAGCUGGUCAAAUUGAUCCGGUUCUGUUUGAAGCUCUCUAUGCAUCACAGCAUGCUAUCUUUCUCGUUGCCAGGAUUCCACAGAUAUGGAAAAAUUUUUCUAACAAAAGCACUGGGGAACUCAGCUUUUUAACAUGCUUUAUGAAUUUUGCUGGUUCUAUAGUGAGAGUUUUCACCAGCAUUCAGGAAAAAGCCCCAACAAGUGUUGUUUUGGGCUCUGCUAUUGGUGUCAUGACCAAUGGCACCAUUCUCAGCCAGAUAUUAUUAUACCGAAAGUCAGAAGCUAGAAAAGAGAGGAAAGAAAAAUGAAAGAAGACCAGGUCAUAACUAGCUUUACUUCAAUUGAAGGUUCAAGGAUGGGUGCACGGGCAUUGACUUUGAUUGCUUCAAUGUUUAAAGUAAAGGUGCGAUCAUCUUUCCAUUAAGAAGAGAUACAAAAAGAAGUGACUCCCGUUUAUAUUAGUUUUUGUGGACCAGCUUGUUUGAGUCAUGAAUUAUGAAUGCAUGAAAUCCCAUUCUUAGUCCUUGUCAUUGACUUGUUAUGUAGUCUUCUUAUCUGUGCCAUUGAAGCUUAGCGCAGAGUUCUGUUUCUAGAGAUACAUUGUAGUUCAUGAUUUACAGUUUACCAAUGGUGAUACUUUAGUCAGUCAAAUACAAUGUUCGUUAGUUUUAUGAUAAAAUCGAAAUUGGUUUUAGGAUUUAUAAAUGCA
Jatropha curcas is the source of this 1457-nucleotide messenger RNA. RefSeq names its product Mannose-P-dolichol utilization defect 1 protein. The record is from RefSeq and is a predicted model, not a curated record. NCBI's taxonomy places the organism in Eukaryota, Viridiplantae, Streptophyta, Magnoliopsida, Malpighiales, Euphorbiaceae.